AUGACGACGACGGCGGUGAUGGGCUCUGCAAAGGUGGAUGGCAGAAGCGGAUUCUGCAAUUCCAGCUCGACAUUCUACAGCAAGCGCAAGCCCAUACCACUCCCUCACAACGAUUUUUUGGACAUCACCACUUUCAUUUCGUCUCAGGCCCACCGUGGCACCGUCGCCUUCAUCGACGGCUCCACCGGCCGCCAACUCACCUACGCUCAACUCUGGCGUGCUGUGCGUUCAGUUGCCUCCUCUCUCUCCGACAUGGGCAUUCGAAAGGGCCACGUCGUACUGCUGCUGUCCCCAAACUCCAUCUUCUUCCCGGUGGUGUGCCUGGCCGUGAUGUCGCUGGGUGCGAUUAUAACAACCACCAACCCCCUCAACACCACCGGCGAAAUUGCCAAACAAAUCGCCGAUUCCAAACCGGUGCUGGCCUUCACAACCCGUCAACUCAUCUCCAAACUUGGCGGUUCAACUACUGAUCUCUCCAUCGUGCUCAUUGAUGACGAUGAAAUUAAAGCUCCUAAUCAUGGAAAUGGAAAAAUUGUGUCGACCUUGGGAGAGAUGAUGGUGAAGAAGGAAAGGCAUGGGAGUAGCAACGGAGGAUUGAAUUUGAAGGAAGAAAUCAAUCAGGAUGACACAGCGACUCUGCUCUACUCGUCGGGGACUACGGGUGCGAGUAAAGGCGUGGUGUCGUCUCACAAGAAUCUGAUAGCGAUGGUGCGGGUCGUUCUCAGCCGCUUCAAUCUCGACGAUGGGGAGGAGAGGUUCCUGUGCACGGUUCCCAUGUUCCACAUCUACGGCUUAGCAGCGUUCGCCACGGGCCUACUGGCCUCAGGAUCAACGAUCGUGGUUCUCUCCAAGUUCGAGAUGCAUGACAUGCUGUGGGCCAUCCAGAAGCACCGUGUCAGUUACCUUCCGCUCGUUCCUCCCAUACUGGUUGCGCUCAUCAACGCUGCAGAUCAGAUCAAGGCCAAGUACGAUCUGAGUUCCCUGCGCAGGGUUCUGUCGGGUGGGGCCCCACUCAGCAGGGAAGUAAUUGAGGGAUUCGUGGAGAAAUAUCCGACCGUCACCAUUCUUCAGGGGUACGGAUUGACGGAAUCAACGGGCGUGGGAGCGUCGACGGACAACCUGGAGGAGAGUCGAAGGUAUGGUACGGCGGGGCUGUUGUCGGCGAGCAUGGAGGCCAAGAUUGUGGACCCCGACAGCGGUAAGGCACUAGCAGUGAAUCAGACAGGUGAGCUUUGGUUGAAGGGUCCCACCAUCAUGAAAGAGUAUUUCAGUAACGCAGAAGCCACUGCAGCGACCCUUGAUGCACAAGGAUGGUUAAGAACUGGAGACCUGUGCUACAUCGAUGAGGAUGGAUUCAUUUUUGUGGUUGAUAGGUUGAAGGAGCUCAUUAAGUACAAGGGAUAUCAGGUCCCCCCUGCGGAACUAGAAGCUUUAUUACUGACGCACCCUCGAAUUGUUGAUGCUGCUGUUAUACCAUUUCCUGAUGAUAAGGUUGGACAGUAUCCGAUGGCAUAUGUGGUAAGGAAAGCCGGAAGCAAUUUGUCGGAGAAGGAUGUCAUGGAAUUUGUCGGGAAACAGGUGGCGCCGUACAAGAAAAUCAGGAGAGUGGCAUUCAUAGCUUCCGUACCUAAGAAUCCAUCUGGAAAGAUUCUCAGGAAGGAUCUUAUUCAGCUUGCAACUUCUUCUUCUUCUUCUAAACUUUGA
Molecule: messenger RNA, 1704 nt
Organism: Prunus armeniaca (apricot)
Lineage: Eukaryota; Viridiplantae; Streptophyta; Magnoliopsida; Rosales; Rosaceae
Source: the annotation of a GenBank genome assembly